Nicotiana tabacum (common tobacco) is the source of this 950-nucleotide messenger RNA. The record is from RefSeq and is a predicted model, not a curated record. NCBI's taxonomy places the organism in Eukaryota, Viridiplantae, Streptophyta, Magnoliopsida, Solanales, Solanaceae.
UACAUGACGAAUUUGUCGAGCUUUUUAAAGCUCUUGAAAUUAAAAACAAGAACAAAGAAAAAGAGACCAACAAUUAUGGUGACGAGAUUGGACAAAGCUCUUGAAAUUAAAAACAAGAACCAAGAAAAAGAGACCAACAAUUAUGGUGACGAGAUUGGACAAGUCAGUAAGGAUGGUGAUACUAAUUCAACCUGCGAAAAGCAUCUCCAGGACAAUCAACAAGACAAAAUCGAUGUUCAUGAUCAUGAUAAUAAUGUGGACGAUGACAAACAAGAAUAUCGUAACGUCAAUGAUGCUGAUGAAAAUAUACAACACAACAAUAUGGACAUGGUUUCUGCUGGAGAAAUGGUAUUGUACGGACAGUGGGGGUGAAAUAAUGGAGACUCAGAUGGUGGGAGUAACAAAAUCUCAAAUUAUUAAGCCAUUUACGCGUGAUGUGCCAGAUAAUAUCACACCUGUAAAUGUGCCAAGAAAGAGACGUCUAGCAGCUGUGUUUAAGUCCCCAUAUGUGAAUGAUUUUAGUUCAGGUGGCAACACAGUUGAAGAUAAGCAGAACAGUUUUGCUGCAAAUGUAAAGCUUCCUUUUGAAGCAAGUAUUACAGAAGAAGUUAGUUUUGAAAUGCUUCAUGAGUUUGCCAAAUGGGUUGAUAUUGGUCUGAAGGGAAAAAGGGGAACGUCAUAUUCGAAGAAGUUCAAAAAGUUAGUCCCGAUAUUUGAUUUUGGAGUCUCACAAAUCAAGAAAAAGUCAUGGUUUUUUGCACUAGAAUACAGUGGUGAAGCCCUUUCUAAUGCGCACAUUGAUGUCAUAUUUUACUAUUUGCGAAAGAAGGGGAAAUAUGGACGUGAUAUUCAUGUAAACUUCACCACAACUGAUUGUUUGUUUGGUGAUAAGAUAAAAGGUAUUUAUUCAAAGUUUAUUGAGACGACAGAAAAGAUGUCUAUGAUCAGCG